Molecule: messenger RNA, 928 nt
Organism: Dentiscutata erythropus
Lineage: Eukaryota; Fungi; Glomeromycota; Glomeromycetes; Diversisporales; Gigasporaceae
Source: the annotation of a GenBank genome assembly
AUGAAAGUCAAAAAAUAUUCCACUUCAAAUUGGAAAAAACAUGACCUUCAUCCAAAAACAGCUGAUGAGAAAACAAUAGAAUGGAUAUUCUUAGUCGACUUGUUAAAUUUCAGCUUCUGGUCAGACUUAGAUAAAGAUACUGACAUUUCAGAAAACCAAAAAUUUAGUAUAACCUUUAAAAACCAACAAUAUACGGGUUACUGGUCAUUAUGCGCGGCAAUUAAUCGUUCAAUCGAAGAAGGAAUUCCAAUCACAACACCAUCAUUUUACGGCUCGGAAACUGCCUUAUCAGACCAAGUCAUACAACACAUAUUUCGUUCUUCAUCACCAAACUCUCAAAUACCGUUAUUAAAAGAACGAAUCGAGUGCAUUCGAGAAGCUGGAAAAGUAUUAACCACAAAGUUUGAUGGAAGUUUUAUUAAUUGUAUCAAAACGUCAAAUAAAUCUUGCAUAAAUCUAUUGAAGAUUAUCGUUGAUAAUUUUCCAUGUUUUAGAGAUGAGACAAUGUUCCUUGGUAAGAAGGUGUAUUUAUAUAAAAGAGCACAAAUUUUAAUUGCGGAUAUUUGGGCAUGUUUUGAAGGCAAGGGAUACGGAGAGUUUAAGGACAUUGAUGAGAUUACAAUGUUUGCAGAUUAUCGAGUUCCUCAAGCGCUGCACCAUCUAGGUGCCAUAAAAUACUCUGAUAAUUUGAUAAAGACGUUGGAGCGGCACGAGUUAUUAGAAUAUGGAUCUAGGUUAGAAGUUGAGAUUCGGGGAUGCAGCAUUUGGGCUGUGGAACUUUUAAGAAGAGAGAUUAAACGGAUGGCUGAGCGAGAGAAUGGACAAGAUAUGAUACCAGUGCUGAAUGCAAUCAUUUUGGAUUUUUUUAUUUGGGAUUUUGCUAAAGAACAUACUAAUGAAUUGGAAGUUGAAAUUCAUCGAACACGUA